This is a messenger RNA of Jaculus jaculus (lesser Egyptian jerboa), 5335 nucleotides long. RefSeq names its product protein tyrosine phosphatase receptor type G (gene Ptprg). The transcript is spliced from 29 exons. The record is from RefSeq and is a predicted model, not a curated record. Bases 379 to 4623 code for a protein of 1414 amino acids. Gene Ontology annotation, biological process: protein dephosphorylation. NCBI's taxonomy places the organism in Eukaryota, Metazoa, Chordata, Mammalia, Rodentia, Dipodidae. Gene Ontology annotation, molecular function: protein tyrosine phosphatase activity; protein binding.
GUGGCUCGGCAUCCCCGCUCACUUUGCAUUUGAUUUUCUUUUUGCUUUCUGGACGGGAGAGGUGGAAGAGGUUGAUCCGGGAGGCGCUAGGCUAGCAGCUCGCUUCCCCGGGUUCCAGCGCCGGGUGGUGGCGGUGCUGGUGGUGGCGAGGGCAACUCGGCGCCGAGCGCGCGGGGAAGUGGGGACCUGUGGUGGUGGCCCGGGACCAAUCAGCCAGCCAGCCAGCUCCAGCCGAGGGAGCCUCCUCGCUCUGCAAGCAGAAGAACUUAUUCAACAAGUUUGCUGUACCUCCACCCCACCCCCCUCCUCAACUUGCCCUUUGCUUUCCCUCCCCCCUCCUCUCUCUCUCGUUUUAUUUUUCGAUGUGCGUUUUCGGACAUGCGGAGGUUACUGGAACCGUGUUGGUGGAUUUUGUUCCUGAAAAUCACCAGUUCCGUGCUCCAUUAUGUCGUGAGCUUCCCGGCAUUGACCGAAGGCUACGUCGGGGCCCUGCAGGCGGACAGACACGGCAGCUCCGCGCAGAUUCGCAGGCGCAAGGCUUCGGGAGACCCGUACUGGGCCUACUCGGGUGCUUAUGGCCCUGAGCACUGGGUCACGUCGAGCGUCAGCUGUGGGGGCCGUCACCAGUCUCCUAUAGACAUCUUGGACCACCAUGCACGCGUUGGGGAAGAGUACCAGGAGCUGCAGCUGGAUGGCUUUGACAAUGAGUCUUCUAACAAAACGUGGAUGAAGAACACAGGGAAAACAGUCGCCAUCCUUCUGAAAGAUGACUACUUCAUCAGUGGGGCCGGGCUGCCCGGCAGGUUCAAAGCCGAGAAAGUGGAAUUUCACUGGGGCCACAGCAACGGCUCCGCGGGCUCGGAGCACAGCGUCAACGGCCGGAGGUAUCCAGUGGAGAUGCAGAUCUUCUUUUACAACCCCGACGACUUUGACAGCUUUCAAACGGCCAUUUCUGAGAACAGAAUCAUCGCGGCCAUGGCCACAUUCUUCCAAGUCAGUCCAAGGGACAAUUCUGCAUUGGAUCCUAUUAUCCAUGGGCUGAAGGGCGUCGUACAUCACGAGAAGGAGACCUUCCUGGAUCCUUUCAUGCUCCGCGACCUCCUGCCCGCAUCCCUGGGGAGUUACUACAGAUACGCGGGCUCCUUGACCACCCCUCCGUGUAGUGAGAUCGUCGAGUGGAUUGUCUUCCGGAAGCCUGUCCCCAUCUCCUACCAUCAGCUCGAAGCUUUUUAUUCCAUCUUUACCACGGAGCAGCAAGACCACGUCAAGUCGGUGGAGUACCUGAGAAAUAACUUCCGACCGCAGCAGCCUCUGAAUGACAGGGUGGUGUCCAAGUCGGCCGUCCGUGAUGCCUGGAACCAUGACCUGGCCGACUUCUUGGAAAACCCGCUGGGGACAGAAGCUUCAAAAGUCUGCAGCUCUGCGCCCAUCCACAUGAAGGUACAGCCCCUGAACGGCACGGCGCUGCAGGUGUCCUGGAGCCAGCCAGAAACCGUCUACCACCCACCCAUCAUGAGCUACAUGGUCUCCUACAGCUGGACCAAAAAUGAGGACGAGAAGGAGAAGACCUUCACCAAGGACAGCGACAAGGACUUGAAAGCCACCAUUAGCCACGUCUCACCGGAUAGCCUUUACCUCUUCCGAGUCCAGGCCGUGUGUCGCAAUGACAUGCGCAGUGACUUCAGCCAGACGAUGCUCUUUCAAGCUAAUACUACCCGGAUAUUCCAAGGGACCAGGAUUGUGAAAACAGGCGUGCCCACAGCCUCUCCUGCCUCUUCAGCGGACAUGGCCCCCAUCAGCUCCGGGUCUUCCACUUGGACAUCCUCCGGCAUCCCCUUCUCAUUUGUUUCCAUGGCAACCGGCAUGGGCCCCUCCUCCAGCGGCAGCCAAGCCACGGUGGCCUCUGUGGUCACCAGCACGCUGCUGGCCGGCCUGGGCUUCGGCGGCGGCGGCAUCUCCUCCUUCCCCAGCCCCGUGUGGCCCACGCGCCUCCCCACGGCCCCGGCGGCCAGCAAGCAGGCAGGGAGGCCCGUCCUUGCCACUACGGAGGCCUUGGCUUCUCCGGGGCCCGAAGGCGACUCGUCCCCCAGCGAGGACAGCCAGGGCACCCAGGAAGGGGAGAAGGACGAGAAAAGCGAGAGUGAGGAUGGAGAACGGGAUCAGGAGGAGGAAGGAGAGAAGGACUCAGAGAAGAAGGAGAAGAGCGAGGUGGCCCAGGCCACCGAGGAGGGCCAGAAGCCCGCCCCCAGCCCCAGGCCCUCCUCUCCCCACAGGACUGCGGGCGAGGGUGGGCACCGGACUAUACCCGGGCACGGGCAGAACCACACUGCCACCCCCACCGAGAAGCCUGGCCGUGCUGCCCCAGGCUUGGACCCCCACACGGCCACUGCCACCCAAGUGCCCCCAACCGCCACAGAGGAGCAACAUGAAGGGAGUGAUCCCAGAAGGCCCGGAAUGCCAUCUGAAAAGCCCAUGUCCCGAGGGGACCGGUUUUCUGAGGAUAGCAAAUUUAUCACUGCUAACCCAGCGGAAAAGAGCUCCUCUGGAGUGUUCGAGCACCCCGCCCCGGGGAGGAUGGACUGGAUCAUCCCUCUGAUUGUGGUUUCAGCCUUGACCUUCGUGUGCCUCAUCCUUCUCAUCGCCGUGCUGGUCUACUGGAGAAAAUGUUUUCAGACUGCUCACUUCUAUGUAGAAGAUAGCAACUCCCCUCGGGUGGUCCCCAAUGAGAGUAUUCCCAUCACCCCUAUCCCAGAUGACAUGGAAGCCAUUCCUGUCAAACAGUUUGUUAAACACAUCGGUGAGCUGUAUUCUAAUAACCAGCAUGGCUUCUCAGAGGAUUUUGAGGAAGUCCAGCGCUGUGCCGCUGACGUGAACAUCACCGCAGAGCAUUCCAACCACCCGGAUAACAAGCACAAAAACAGAUACAUCAACAUUUUAGCAUAUGAUCAUAGUAGGGUGAAGCUAAGACCUUUGCCGGGGAAAGACUCUAAGCACAGUGACUAUAUCAACGCCAACUAUGUGGACGGUUACAACAAGGCGAAAGCCUACAUUGCCACCCAGGGACCUUUAAAGUCCACGUUUGAAGAUUUCUGGAGGAUGAUUUGGGAACAAAAUACUGGAAUCAUUGUCAUGAUCACGAACCUUGUGGAGAAAGGAAGGCGAAAAUGUGAUCAGUACUGGCCAACAGAGAACAGUGAGGAGUACGGAAGCAUCAUCGUCACACUGAAGAGCACAAAAGUCCACGCCUGCUACACCAUCCGGCGUUUCUCAAUCAGAAAUACUAAAGUGAAAAAGGGCCAGAAAGGAAAUGCCAAGGGCCGGCAGAACGAGCGGACAGUGAUCCAGUACCACUACACGCAGUGGCCUGACAUGGGCGUCCCCGAGUAUGCCCUUCCGGUCCUGACCUUCGUGAGGCGGUCCUCGGCAGCCCAAAUGCCAGACAUGGGCCCCGUGCUGGUACAUUGCAGCGCCGGUGUGGGCAGGACAGGCACGUACAUAGUCCUCGACAGCAUGCUCCAGCAGAUCAAGGACAAAAGCACAGUGAAUGUCUUGGGAUUCCUGAAGCACAUCAGGACACAGCGCAACUACCUCGUGCAGACGGAGGAGCAGUACAUCUUCAUCCACGACGCCUUGUUGGAAGCCAUUCUCGGAAAGGAGACGGAAGUGUCUUCAAGUCAGCUGCACAGCUACGUCAACUGCAUCCUCAUACCCGGAGUGGGGGGAAAGACGCGGCUGGAGAAACAGUUCAAGCUGGUCACACAAUGUAAUGCAAAAUACGUGGAAUGCUUUAGUGCUCAGAAAGAGUGCAACAAAGAGAAGAACAGGAACUCUUCUGUCGUGCCAUCUGAGCGUGCCCGAGUGGGGCUUGCACCACUGCCUGGAAUGAAAGGAACAGAUUACAUUAAUGCUUCUUAUAUCAUGGGCUAUUAUAGGAGCAACGAAUUUAUCAUAACCCAGCAUCCUCUGCCGCACACCACGAAAGACUUCUGGCGAAUGAUCUGGGAUCACAACGCACAGAUCAUCGUCAUGCUGCCAGACAACCAGAGCUUGGCAGAAGAUGAGUUUGUGUACUGGCCAAGUCGAGAAGAGUCCAUGAACUGCGAGGCCUUUACCGUCACCCUCAUCAGCAAAGACAGACUGUGCCUCUCUAACGAAGAGCAGAUCAUAAUCCAUGACUUCAUCCUUGAAGCCACGCAGGAUGACUACGUGCUAGAGGUGCGGCACUUCCAGUGCCCCAAGUGGCCCAACCCGGAUGCCCCCAUAAGCAGCACCUUUGAGCUGAUAAACGUCAUCAAGGAAGAGGCCUUAACACGGGACGGCCCCACCAUUGUCCACGAUGAGUACGGAGCAGUUUCGGCAGGAAUGUUGUGUGCCCUUACCACCCUGUCCCAGCAGCUGGAGAAUGAAAAUGCCGUGGACGUUUUCCAGGUGGCGAAAAUGAUCAAUCUUAUGAGACCUGGAGUCUUCACAGACAUCGAACAGUACCAGUUUGUGUACAAAGCAAUGCUCAGUUUGGUCAGCACGAGAGAAAACGGGAGCGGUCCCACGACCGUGGACAGAAACGGCGCCGUGCUCGCGGCGGACGAGUCGGACCCGGCCGAGAGCAUGGAGUCUCUGGUGUGACCGGCGCCCCGGAGGGCUCCUGACUUUGUACACGUCCGAGGACUGGGAACUUUCUUGAGGCCUUUUUUUUUUUUUUUUUUUUUGCCAGACUCUAGGUUAUACAAUAACCCAGUUACUUUUUUACACUGAUAAAAAGUUUUGAUAUUUAUUUUUUGCCAUUUUCUGUCUUAAUGGUAUCCUACUGAGCGUUUGCACCUCUGUUCUUUCACACGGUGAGCCGCGACCUUGCCCAGUUUGCACUCUAUGACCAGUGUUACUGCCUGUCGUGGAUAACUGGAGCGAACCCUGACGGGACAUGCCAUGACUACAUACAUGCUACUUUUAGUUCGGCACAGUGGAGGUCCGUGUUGUUGCCGUGAACCUCGGUUUUGUCAUUAUUGCUAAAGCAGUCACGUUCCACGAGCAGGCAAUCUGUUCUCUGCUGGGUCCCCUCCUCUGGGAUGUAGGCACUGCUCAGUCCUACAUGCCUGCUGCAUUCCAGUGCACUGGUUAGGAAUGGUUUCCUGUUACCGGCCUGCAGGUCACUGGGAGUUCCAGAGAAGGUCUGCCGGCACCAGGGCCUUGGGAUGGUCCCACUCUGAUGUCUGAAAGGUCACUAAGAAACCGGAGGGCUUCAGACUUGCUCCAUGUGACAUCUAUUAGUUGCCAGUUCAUAUUCACAGCUUACAAAUGUGUCAAAAUAAAGGAUAACUGUAUUACAGAUUUCACAGUA